Molecule: messenger RNA, 1686 nt
Organism: Thelazia callipaeda (thelaziosis nematode)
Lineage: Eukaryota; Metazoa; Nematoda; Chromadorea; Rhabditida; Thelaziidae
Source: the annotation of a GenBank genome assembly
AUGGGAACGAAAUUGGCCAUGUCACACUGUUUGUUAAUCUUUAUAAUUCAACUAAUGUCACUGGCUGCCGGUGCCCAACUUGAUGUGUUCGCUCUUCCACAAGCUCCCCGACAUGCAGCUAAACCAACAGUACCACCUGAAUAUAGAAAAUAUUUCGAGCUUGAAGAUCAUGCUCGCGGUCUUGUAGAAAGUGUUAUUGGCCCGAGACCUGGUGGCUUUUUUCCACCAAAAAGUUACGAGAUUGGACGUCCAGCACGUGUCAUCGACUCCGAUUUUAAUAAUAAUAAUAAUAAUAAUAACAAUAACAACAAUAAUAAGGACAGUAAUGCUGCACUGAAUGAAGUUGAACAUUCGCUGGAGCAGUUUCUGAGUGCAUCGUCAGGAUUUUCUGAACAGUUACCACCUGGUUUCAACCAAGGUUUUUCCGUUGCUAAUGAUGGAAAUCCAGUUGCAUCGUUUUCAAAUGUUCGCAAAAAUCCUAGAGCCAAAUCAAAGAACUGGAAGGAUGACGAAGUUGAAGGUUCUGGUGAUACUAUAUUACAUUCAUCACCAUCAUCAUCAAUCCGUGGUAUACCCAAUGUUUAUCCUGAUUUAGCCAAACCACCCGUUGAAAUGAUACGUCCUCAUUUACGUCGAAUAAGCGCAGAGCAGGUACCAAUAAUACCGAGAAUUGAAUCACGACCUGAUGUUCCUGAUGGGGGUUUUGGACCAAAUGGGAGUGGAAUUCGUCGUGCGCCAUCUUUGAUGAAAGGAAGCAGUGAUGAAGAAGAUGAAAGUGACAAAAUUCUUAAGCACAGUGCACUCGCUGAUGAUGCUCCGUCAUCAGGUGGAUUAAUUGGUACAAUAAUUAAUUUAAUCGGUUUGAACAGCAAAAAAGGAAAAUUUCAACCUGAUACACGUAGUUUAACAAAAGCAGUUGGUAACUUAAUUGGAAGUGAAAAUAGUCCUAUUCCGGCCAAAAAUGUAAUUUCCGACGUUCUUUACAAAGCACUUACUAGUGAAUCCAUUCAGAUUAAUGGGAGUGAUGAAAGUUCUGGAAGCAAAUUAUCAUCAUUAACAUUUACUCCGGCUCAAAGAGCUGCAAUUGGUGAAAAUUUGGAAAUGAUUCAAAACUUGAUAACUCAGCCUUCAUCACCACUCUGUAAUCCAAAGCCAGUACCUGUUGAAGAAUUCGAUGUGGAUGCAUUUAUGGGUCAGUGGUACCAGGUAAUGUACAGUCCAUUACUUGCAACUGGUCCUUGCAGUAUGGUAGCUUACAAAAAGUUAGCAGAUAUAAAUGAUGGAGGUGUUGGAACGAUUUUUGAAGUAUUCGAGUACACAACCGAUGGCACACCUUAUGUUAAGCCUCGCAUCAGCUCCGGUUAUGCAAUUGUUAAACAUGCAGGAGAAUUAAUUUAUCGCACAACCAGUUAUCAGGAUGAUGUGAAUGUGCAUAUCCUUCAUGUUGGUCCAGUAAAUGAAGCCGGAGAGUAUAGCUUUACAAUACUUUCAACAAACUGCAACUACCCAUUAUACGUAUUUGCACGUGAUCCUGUAAUGUACAAACAGCGGCAUGAAGCAUUGGUAAAUCAAAUUUUGGAGCACAAAGGUUUGAUCAACGGAUUUUCUCGCUUGUUGAACAUUGUAGCACCAGUAGAUAAUUCAGUGUGCACAUUCCCACCAAGUUUGUUCAAUGUUCACGGAUAA